AGCGGAGAGAAAACAGGAAGGGGGCACCAUUCACUCAUCGUGCAUUCACGCACGCCUCUAUUCUACAGGAACUAUGAUACCUAAAAAGGGGGCGACAAAAAAGGGUUUGAUACGUUGAUCUUCAUCACUCAAAUUCUCCCAUCCAUAACUAAUCCCUUUUUUCCGAUUUUCAAUCCAUCAAUUUCAUCCGAGUCGCUUUCAAUCCUUUCCAAAUUUCGGCGAUUUUUUGAUUUUUGUUUUGCCAUUUGUUGUCGUGUUGAAAAAUCAAAAGGAAUUUUAACCCUGUCGUAUUCAUGGGUUUGAAGAAUUUGUUUCAUCGGAAGAAGAAAAACGGCAAAGACGACAGCAGCCACAACGGCACAAAUCCGGUGUCUAAUAAGUCGCCGCCGGUGGCAUCGCGUACGAGCUCCUUCAACUCUCGCGAGCGGAUCGAGGAGGAGUUGGAACAAGUAUUCAAAAAGUUCGACGUCAAUGGCGACGGGAAGAUCUCGUGGUCUGAACUGGGAUCGAUAAUGGGAAGCCUCGGCCACCAGCCUAACGAGGAGGAAUUAAAGAACAUGAUCAAGGAGGUGGAUGCAGAUGGCGACGGAUUCAUAAAUUUGCAGGAGUUCGUCGAGUUGAACACGAAGGAUAUCGAUUCGGCGGAGGUGUUGGAGAAUCUGAAAGACGCGUUUUCUGUUUUCGAUAUUGAUAAAAACGGGUCGAUCUCGGCGGAGGAGUUGCAUAACGUUUUAGAGAGUUUAGGGGAGGAAUGCUCGAUCGCGGAAUGCCGGAAAAUGAUCGCCGGUGUGGAUGUUAACGGCGACGGCAUGAUAAGCUUUGAUGAGUUCAAGGUGAUGAUGAUGACCGGAACGCGCUUUGAUUCGAUCGGGUCUCAGAGACAUGUGGAGGUCAAGGACAAUUAAUUUUCUUAAUUUUAGUAGUUAAUAUUUGAAAAUAUUAAAAAAAAAAAAUCAGAGAACUCUUUUCUUUUUAGUUUUUAAUUCCUAUUUCUUGUUUUGAGUAUUCAUGAGAAGAAUCAUGUUUGAUGAUCCCCAUCAGUUUUUUAGAUUAUUUUUCAAGAUUCAUCUUAUUUAUAUUAUGACGAUUUAAAUGAUUAUUAUGAGUUGUUA
This is a messenger RNA of Lactuca sativa (garden lettuce), 1112 nucleotides long. Its product is annotated as putative calcium-binding protein CML25. The record is from RefSeq and is a predicted model, not a curated record. Gene Ontology annotation, molecular function: calcium ion binding. NCBI's taxonomy places the organism in Eukaryota, Viridiplantae, Streptophyta, Magnoliopsida, Asterales, Asteraceae.